Molecule: messenger RNA, 2041 nt
Organism: Menidia menidia (Atlantic silverside)
Lineage: Eukaryota; Metazoa; Chordata; Actinopteri; Atheriniformes; Atherinopsidae
Source: the annotation of a GenBank genome assembly
AUGAACACACUCCACACACGCCCUCCUGUCAGCACACCUACAAUAAAAACUGCCCUCUGCUCCCGUCAGUUCGCCCUCCCAGAUACACACCUUAGAAGAGAUUUGCUGGACCAAAGGUUCCCAUUUUCUUUUCCUUUUUUAGAGAUCUUCCUGGGAUUCCUGGGCAUCGGCCUGAGCAUCAUGUGCUGCACCACCUUCUGCAGGGCGUGCGCCCGUUUGCGGGAGGAGCACAUAGAGAGGGAGGUGCUGAGGCGCAGCGAGCACAGCCCCCAUCUGCAGUCCAUCUACGUCAUCCCCUUCCCUCACCGCAGGCCUCGGCGCGACAGCGAGGACCUGCACGCCGCCGAGCCGGACCCCGAGCGCACGCCACCGCGGUACAGCACCACCGAGUACUACGGGCCCCCACCCUCAUACAACGAGUUGGUACUCAAACCCGAUGAACUCCCCCCAGCCUACACUGAAUAUAACGUCCCUGUGUAUCCAACAACGCCGCCACCAACUCUGGAAAACAGAGAACAGCUCCAGGGGCGCUCACAGCCACAAUAAGGCAACAGCCCCCCCCCCCGGCCUGCUGGGUCAAUAACGGACAGUCCUGCACUGCCUCGUGGAGUCAGAUGAGCUUUAAACAGGAGUUUGUAUUAUUUUUAAAUGGUAGAAAAUGCCAUAAAGUUGGAAAAUGGAGGGUCGUCGUAACUCAGAAGUGAAGUUGGUAGUCUUUCAAUCUGAGGAUUGCUGGUUCGAUCCCUUCCCGCCUUGGUUUACGUGUCCAAAGUGAACAGUUCAUCUGAAAUUACCUCCCAAUGUGCUCCUUCCUAUUAUGUCACAAUAUAUGAGAAUGUCUCCUACAUGAAUGUAAAGUAAAUAUGAAACAUAUAGUACAUAGAUCCAUUUUAUUUUUGUAUGUGAUUGUUAAAACGGCAUACUUGAGCCUUAUUUCCUUCAUCAUCAAAGGAUUUUUGUGGUUUUUUUUUACUUUGCUGGCAUGUCACACUAUCGUAGGAUGUCUCAAGCCUUUUAAAAUGUAUUGAUCAUGCGUAAUGAAAACACAGGUGCCCAUUCAGACUGAAAUGCACUUUGUUUUAGAGGUAGUCCCACAUCAGGACACCUCUGUCUCCCACUGAUUCAUUUCAUUUUGUAGUGACUCAUUUCUAUAAACCAUUCCAUUCACAGCUUAAACAUAUCAACUCUGCAGACUUCCCAAAUCUGAUCACUCUUAGCAAAUAUGUAGCAAAACGGCAUAAUAAACAGAAAUUGACAUUAUUUUAGUGUUUACGAGUUUGACAUCUUUCUCAUCUGUUUUUUCACAAAUACUCACUUGAACUCGGUUCGUUAUCAUCAUCUCUGCGCUGUUGCAUGUCUUUCUUUGUGUUUUGUUCUUGAAUUAAUGUUAGACACGCCGUUUAUUUAUUUAGUCUUGUCAGGAUAUGUGAGUGUUUUAUGUUGUGGUCGUAUGGCUCAAUUUAAUUUAAAAAAUGUUUUUAACCAAACUGCCUCUCAGGUAAAGCUUUCUGUAUCAGACUCCGAAUGAAGGAGCUGUAUAUUCAUGUUUAAAUCAAGACAAGAUGAUUUUCCGAAAGACAAAUGUUUACAACCUUUUCUAUUUUUGUUCCCGUUUGCUUUUCUUAAUUUUCUCUGUCUUACACUCCAUCAGCCCUUCACACAUGGAUGAGUAAUCCACUGAUGAGAAACCCUGUUUUUCUUUGAAUAAACAUUUGGGACAUUCCUCUGAACUUAUUUUAAACAUUCAAUGUCAGGACUUGAAAUAUACUUGCAACAUGCAAAUAGUGCAUAAAUCUCAGGACAAAGUAUAAAUAGUAUUUAAAUGUGUGAUAAUUAACAUCAAGUCCCCUGGGAAAUGGAAAUCUUUAAAUCCAUCUUUAUAAAUGCUAAGACACCAUGUUUUUGUGCAAAAAAAGCAAAUAAACAGAAUGAUAACAUUUUUAUGUAAAUAUCUCCUCAAUGAAUACAUGAUGUAGACUUGUGAAUCAAAUCCCAUGAAUGUUUUAUCAAAAGAGGAAUAAAAGUUGAUAUUUUUGUGUGC